Messenger RNA from Vanessa atalanta (red admiral), 2036 nucleotides. RefSeq names its product damage-control phosphatase ARMT1-like. The transcript is spliced from 16 exons. Gene Ontology annotation, cellular component: nucleus; cytoplasm. Gene Ontology annotation, biological process: DNA damage response. The record is from RefSeq and is a predicted model, not a curated record. Bases 101 to 1906 code for a protein of 601 amino acids. Gene Ontology annotation, molecular function: phosphatase activity. NCBI's taxonomy places the organism in Eukaryota, Metazoa, Arthropoda, Insecta, Lepidoptera, Nymphalidae.
UUCAGACUUCAGUUUUAGUUUUCCCUUCAGUCAAAAUAUACAAACAUUUGGUUAUGAAAAAUUCAUUGUGAUAUUAAGUAUUAAAUUAAUUUAAUAAAAAAUGAGUACAACGUCUACUAGACCGGCUUCCCAAUCCCAACAUUCGUCCGUACGUAGCGAGACAGCCCGUAGCGCUGUAAACAUAUCGGACGAUGAAGAAUAUUCGACAAAACCCGAAUUUAUUUACGGUGGACCGUUUAUAAAAGUGGAAAAACCAUGUCCGUUUUUAAAUACGGCUACUCCAAUGAACGUUCAACUACAGGGAACUUUCAAAAAGAGUUUCGCGUAUUACUCGUUGAAGGAACGCUUACCGAUUAUUUUAACAAAAGUCAUCGAUUACUUGUCUCGUGAAGGUUCAAAGAUCAAGUCCGCAAAUAGUGCCUCCGACGAAGACAUCCGCGGCUACAUCCAAUACAUAACUAAGCUCAAAAACGAUUUAGUAACAAACAAGAAAUACGACCUCUUGACCGUCGAUACACCGGAAGCGAGGAAGUGGAACGAAUGGAUUUCAAACACAGAGAAUCAAUAUUACUUUACCAAUAUAUGGGUCUUUUCUGAAUGCUACGUGUAUAGGAGGCUUAGGGAAGGUUGUGAAUUGAGCAAAGGUCUACAAAACUUCGAUCCCUUCGAUGAGCAAAAGGAACAGUCGUUUGUUAACAGUUUGGAGCCUAUGUGUGUAGUCGCAGACAAACUUAUGACAAUGUUGCCUCCCAGUGACAAGGACAAGAGGAAAGCUGACUUCAUGACACUAUUGAAGAUUUGUCUAUGGGCGAACAAGUGUGACCUGUCGCUGUCCAUGGGGGAACAGGUGACGCUGAACUCGGCUGACGGAAGCAGUGGCGUGAAAAAGAUCAUAGAUCCGUUUCAGAUAGUUAACGAUCUUAAGGACAAGUUACUAGUGGACGAUACUGCCAAGAUCAGUGAUCUAGUUGUAACGAAGGCUGAAGCGAUGGCUAAAACUAUAGAAGGGAAUACGAAUUUAAAAACGAAAUGCAGUUGCAAUAGGCUGGCAACACUCGCCGGGUUGCCGCCUUGUAAACAAGAGUGCUGUGAAGAAGCCAAGCCCUCCGAAGAGGGGGCGGCCGAGGGGGAGGCUCAGCAAGCGCCUUGUCCGGGGAAGCUGACCGUUCCGCCGACUGUUAUGUUCGACAUCGUGUGCGACAACGCCGGAUACGAACUGUUCGCGGACCUCUGCCUCGCCCACUUCCUCGUGUCGCAGAAUAUUGUCAAAAAGGUUCGAUUCCACGUGAAGAGGAUACCGUGGUUCGUGUCCGACGUCACGCCUAGAGAUUUCAAAUACGUUAUAAGGUCGUGCGCUCAAGCGAACUAUAGUCGAGAAGUUCCAGUGGAAAGUAAACCAGAAGGCGAAACAGAAGCGUCUGAACCAGAAGGUCUUAGAAGCGUAAAUUCUAAUAGUCUGGUGAAUCUCGGCGGGAUCUGGCGCAAGUUAGUUGACGACGGCACAUUUGUUGUUAUGUGUGACGACUUCUGGACGUCGCCCCAUGUGUACAAGGACAUGAAGCAGCACGACCCGGACCUGUACCGGAAGCUGCAGUUCGCGGUCGCCGUCAUGUUCAAGGGAGACUUGAACUACAGGAAGCUGUUGGGGGAGAGGAACUGCAACCCCACGCUGGCCUUCGAGAGCGCUCUGCAGGGGUUCACGCCGGCGCCGCUGGUAGCGCUGCGGACGGUGAAGGCCGACCUCGUCUGCGGGCUGCCCAAGGGCAAGUGGGAGCAACUCAACGGCAUCGACGACAAGUGGAUGGAGAAGGGAGACUACGGUGUGAUCCAGCUGUGCGCCAAGACGGAGGCGCUCAAGGCGUCGGAGAGGCCGUGCGCGCCGGACGGAGAAGUCGAGGACGUGUAAAUCAUUUUUUCUAGUAAAAUUAAUUCCAAGAAUUAUGCAGAUAUCACCAUAUUUGCUUAUGAAGCACAUCAUCUUUAUCUAUUUUAUUAAUAUUAUACUUGUACAUUGUUGAAAAUAAAAUCUUUUGAAA